Messenger RNA from Anolis carolinensis (green anole), 1437 nucleotides. RefSeq names its product cAMP responsive element binding protein 3 (gene creb3). The record is from RefSeq and is a predicted model, not a curated record. Gene Ontology annotation, molecular function: DNA-binding transcription factor activity, RNA polymerase II-specific; RNA polymerase II cis-regulatory region sequence-specific DNA binding. The coding region runs from base 74 to 1360 and encodes 428 amino acids. The transcript has 9 exons. Gene Ontology annotation, cellular component: nucleus. Gene Ontology annotation, biological process: regulation of transcription by RNA polymerase II. NCBI's taxonomy places the organism in Eukaryota, Metazoa, Chordata, Lepidosauria, Squamata, Anolidae.
CUUCCCCUUUCUGUCUCUCUGUAGGCGACGUCACCCUUGCCCCGUUGGAAGCGGAGGAGAGGAAGCGGCGAGGAUGUCGCUGGCGGCGGACCCGUCGCGGUGGUGGGCCCCGGAGGACGAGGAGGACCUCCUGGACUUCCUCCUGGGAGGGGGCGCUUCUCCCCCGGAAGGCCCCGCCCCUUUCUUGGCCGCAGAGGACCCGGAAGUGGAGGACGCGGAGCUGGGGGCGCUGCUGCGGUGCCUCUGGGAGCCCCUCGGGGAGGAGACAGGCCCCGCCCCCUUCCCGGGAAGCCCCGCCCACGCGGAGAGCGUCCACUCGGAGCACAACUACUUCCUCAACCCCCGCGACGCCUCGCCGGAGCCCCUCGGGGCGGAAGUCGCCAUCGACCUGGAGUGGUGGGAGGGCCCAGAGGCCUUUGAAGAAGGCUCCACCUGCAGCAGCGGGAGCAGCCCUGGGGGGCCCGGCCUCCCCGUCUCCAUCACGCUGGAGGACCCCCUUCCUCUGGGAGAGGAGGGCAGCCUGCAGAGCUCUCCGCUGGUGCUGACGGAGGAGGAGAAGAGGCUCCUGGAGAAGGAGGGGGCCACCAUCCCCCCCAACCUGCCCCUCACCAAGGCGGAGGAGCGUGUCCUCAAGAGGGUCCGCCGGAAGAUCCGCAACAAGCUCUCAGCGCAGGAGAGCCGCCGUCGGAAGAAGGUCUAUGUGGACGGCCUGGAGAGCAGAGUGGUGGCCUGCACAGCCCAGAACAGCGAGCUCCAGAAAAAGGUCCAGCAGCUGCAGAAGCAGAACUCGUCCUUGUUGGAACAACUACGGAAGCUGCAAGCCAUGGUCCAGCGGUCGACCACCAAGACCACCACGGCCAGCACCUGCAUCAUGGUGCUGCUGCUCUCGUUCUGCCUGAUCCUCUCUCCCAACCUGUUCCCUUUCGGAGGGCAGGAGCGCCAGGCGGAACUGCAGAGAGUGCUGUCCCGGCGCCUGCGUGCGUACCAGAGCGGGGCCGUGCAGGAGCUGGUCAGCGAUGGCCCCCAGACCACGAUGGCAGCGCCCGGCGCCCCUUUGCAGGCCCUGGAAGAGGAGACGCCGCUCCCCCCGGAAGCCCUGCUGCAGCCCAAGGAAGGGCCCCUCCUCAACCAGUCCCUGGGAGACCCCCGCAGCCCCCCUCCGCCAGGCCAGGACCCCUCCGAUUACGACAGCAGCAGCAACUCCUCCUCCUCUGCACCAGCUCCACCCGCCCCUGUUCUGCAAGGAGAGCCCCCGUCGAAGGAAAGGGCCCCCCCUGCAGCCCCCCUCGACCAGGAGCACAGCUGGGUGGGCCGCACCACCAGCGUGGUCAUCCAGCCGCGACGUUCGGACGAGAUGUGACAGGCGGACGCUUGGGCAGCAACGCAAAGGCCGUGACAAUGCGCUCGGACGCUGCAGAGGUCGGGCCAAGAGUGGAG